GAGACCCCGCGCAGGAUGGCGCGGCGACGCAGCAGCCCCGGCCGCCUCUCCCCGCCGCGGCCCUUCCCGGACGCCUACAGCUCGGAGCCCGAGGCGGCGGGCGGCGAGGGCGGCCUGCGGCGACACCUCCUGGCGCAAGCGUACCGCGACGAGGGAGGCCUGCUGCUGCCCCCGGCGCCACCGCGCAAGGGCAAGGGCUGCUCGACGGCGCCGCGCGGCAAACGGCCCGCCGCGUCCGCCUCUUGCGCGUCCCCUCUGCGCCUGUCAGCCUGGCAGCAGCAGCACCUAGCGCCAGCGGGGGAAGGCUGCGCCACGCCGUGCACCACCUCGUGCACCACGCUCUACGGCGGGGAAUUCCCCGGGCACCCCGAUCUCCCCGCGCGCUCCCCGGUGGGCAGGUGCACCCGCGUGGAAGAGCUGCUCCGCGACGACCAGUGGGCCAGCCCGGUGCCUCGGCCCUUGGAGUACGGCACGGAUCUCCCCACCGACGCCAGCAAGCCUCCCUCCAUCUGCCCCUCUUCCUUCUCCUUCGCCCAGUUCGACAGCAAGGCCUCCCCUCGCCUGGAGAAGAAGGAGCUCCCCAGGAGGGACUGGCAGGAGCCCUGCGACAGCAGCCACAGCCUGGCAGACCUCAUACACUGUUUGGCAAGGCCGUGUGACGACGAGGAGCCUCAGCCCUACCUGCCCCGCGACCCCAGCGCCCACCUGCACCAGCACCUCCUAGGCCGCAAGCCCCGCCGCAAGCCCCGCAAGGGAGACCCGCAGGUCAGCUUGCAGGACCUGACAGACAAAAGGUACGAGGACCUGAUCCCCGAAAGGGACAAGAAGAUCGCGGCCCUCAUGCUCGCCAGGCACCAGGAGGAGGAAGAGAUGAAGGACCGUCAGCUUCAGGUUUCCGACGCCUGGGAUAAGAUGAGGAGGAAGGAGAAGCAGCACAAAGCCAGGGCAGAGAAGGAAAGGCAGUACCAGUUGGUUGACAGCCUGGACCAGUGGCAGAGGGACCGCGAUCAACGGAAAGCCAAGCUCAGGCUAGAGGAGCAGCAGCUGUUGGCAGCCAGGGAGAGGGACGUGAUGCUUCGUGACAAGAAGUGGAAGAAGCUGGCCAAAGAGCAGGAGUGCAGGCGGAGGGAGAAGCUGGAGAGUGCUCGGCUUCAAGCAGAGUAUCGGAAACGGUGCCAGGAAAAGCAGCUCUGGGACAAAAGGUUAAGUGAUAGGCGUACCAAAGAGCAGAACUCCGCUUUGUACAAGGAAAGGAUGCUGCAGGCCCUGGAGAAGAAGCUGAUAAAGGAUUUGGAAAGGAAGAGGAGGAAAAUAGAUAUGAAUGACUACAAGCAGGCCAAGCACAUGAACGCUAAGGACCAGGUGGAAGAUCGGGUCAAAGCCGAUGAGCUGUACAAGAGGCUGUGUAUUGAACAAAAGCUUCAGAGGUCCCAGGAAAUCCUGGAGCAGCUGCUUGAAGAAAGGAACAGGGAACUGAAGGAGAGGACUUUAAAGGAAGAAGAGCAGGGCUUGAUAGCCAAGGUAAGGGCCAAAGAGACGGAAGAGGAGAAGAGGAGGCGCAAGGAGAUGUUGCUGCAGAUAGCUGAGAUGAAGAUCCAGCAGGCCAGAGAAAUCAUGUCCAAAAAUAUCCGAGACAGAUCGCAGCGUGUGAGAGAGCUGAACUGUAUGAAAGAACGGAACCACCAUUUUCGCAAACAGAAGCUUGAUUAUGACGAAAAAUGUCACCUACGGGAAAUGCAAGAAGCUUUAAGAAGGAAAGCUCAGAAAAGCAAUCAGAUUCUAAGGAACAAGGACGCAGCUAUCGACGAGUCUAGGAGAAUAGCCAAAGCAUCUUAUGACCUUAGAGAAAAAGUGAGAGACCUGAUAAAUCGCAAUUCAUUCGACCAGAUGGCUUUAGAUGCACAACGUAAUGCAAGCCUCCUUAGAGGCCUGUAAUGAAGUUUAAGGAAACAUUCCAGACUGUGUUGUGUCAAAAAAAGAUGGUUGUAAUGUGUUCACUCUGCAUUGCUGUACACUAAAGUGAUUUGAGCCUUAAUUACUGUUUGACUCAUAAGUGUUUGGUUUACAGACAUUUACAGUUUAUACUAAAAAUCUAUCACUUGCAUUUGUGAUUUGAUCAUGAAGAGAAAGAAUUGAACUUUGGCCCUGUGCUACUCUUUACGGGAUGUGGCCUUGGUUUAAUGCUAGGCACUUUGAACUGAGUAUUCUUGAAACAAAUUAUGAUUUUGCAAAAAUCUAUUUUACAAUGAAUAUCUGAUGUGUUCACAAAUUAUGGAGUUUACACAAUUUGUGAAUGGUUAAUGACACAUACUUCAUUUCAAAGUAUGCAGCAGUUCAUCAUACAUCAAUAAUAGAAUCAUAUUUAAAGAUAUUCCAAUAAUUUAUUAUCUAAAGAAAGGGACCCAGGUGGUGCUGUGGUUAAACCACUGAGCCUAGAGCUUGCUGAUCAGAAGGUCGGCGGUUCGAAUCCCUGUGACGGGGUGAGCUCCCGUUGCUUGGUCCCAGCUCCUGCCAACCUAGCAGUUCGAAAGCACGUCAAAAUGCAAGUAGAUAAAUAAGAACCGCUACAGCGGGAAGGUAAACGGCGUUUCCAUGUGCUGCUCUGGUUUGCCAGAAGCGGCUUUGUCAUGCUGGCCACAUGACCUGGAAGCUAUACACCGGCUCCCUCGGCCAAUAAUGCGAGAUGAGCGCACAACCCCAGAGUCAGUCACGACUGGACCUAAUGGUCAGGGGUCCCUUUACCUUUACCUUUAAAGAAAUACUAUUUUAAUAGCUAAAUAACCUAAGCAGUUGCCUGCAAUCUGCACAGUCAGCCAUUUACACUAGUCCCAUUUAUUUCGGCUGAGCACAUGUGCUUAUCACUGCACGCACAAUGACCGUAGUUUGGCAAACAUAUGAAUAUAUUGUUUUAACAUAUGGCUAUGAUGGCUCUGUCAAGUUUGUAAUGUAGUGAAUUAGAAACUUAUUCAUGAAGGAAACUGCAGGAACACAAACUGUAUAAUUUAUUAAGUAUUCUUAAAAUAAAGCUUGAUCAGUAUAUUUCCAUAUUUUGAAAAGUAGGAAUUGUAUUACUUCAUGUUCAAUAACAGUGACUAAGUUGCGGGGGAAUGUGGAGAUGAUUCCACUGUCAUAUCCAACUUGGCUUGAAUUUGUAAGGCAGAAGUGAGAGAAAGGGGAAUACCCUACAUUUCUAUAUACAUUUUUCUGCUUUAAAAAACUUCUCUCUCCCAUUGAAAUCAGUGGGAAGGAAUGGGGAGGGAGAGAUUUAGUCAUGCACAAGAGUAUAACUAAAGAGCUACCUGGAAACCAGGAGGAUUUGGAAUCUUGGAUCCAAACUGCUUCCCAAAUCAUUCCCCUUUGAUCUCCUCCGACCUGGAGCUCUGAUGUUUGUUGGGGCAGGAUUGCGGAGGAUUGAGUUUCUGAUAUCAGAUUUCUCUAUCUUAACAUCAGAGUUAUAAAUGUCACCUAUCCUAAGUCCUAGUCUAGGAUGUCCUUCCAGGAAACUAUCAUUACAUCAUUCAUGUUCUGGGUUGAUCUGUGAUCUGAAACAAUAUACAAUUAUAAGUAUGGUAAUUUAAUUACCCUUCUUCGUGUAAUUAAAAAAUUAAUAAGCAUGUGUGUUAUUUGAUAGGUUGGUUGGAGAGAAUAAAAUGACAGAACUUGAGGAACAAUAACUUCACUUCUAUUGCCACGAGUGCCCAAAACAUUCAAGAUUCACACAUCUGAUACUU
Molecule: messenger RNA, 3731 nt
Organism: Zootoca vivipara (common lizard)
Lineage: Eukaryota; Metazoa; Chordata; Lepidosauria; Squamata; Lacertidae
Gene: CCDC185
Product: coiled-coil domain containing 185
Source: RefSeq, a predicted model, not a curated record